Sarcophilus harrisii (Tasmanian devil) is the source of this 4520-nucleotide messenger RNA. It is a transcript of the gene DLST, whose product is annotated as dihydrolipoamide S-succinyltransferase. Gene Ontology annotation, molecular function: dihydrolipoyllysine-residue succinyltransferase activity. The coding region runs from base 69 to 1436 and encodes 455 amino acids. Gene Ontology annotation, biological process: tricarboxylic acid cycle. The record is from RefSeq and is a predicted model, not a curated record. Gene Ontology annotation, cellular component: oxoglutarate dehydrogenase complex. NCBI's taxonomy places the organism in Eukaryota, Metazoa, Chordata, Mammalia, Dasyuromorphia, Dasyuridae. The transcript has 15 exons.
CGCUUCCGGCUGUUGCCGGGCCCUAUAUCCGGUGUCCGCCCGCCCUAGGCUCGACUACCUGGAUCGCGAUGCUGUCCCGUUCACGUUGCUUGUCCCGGGCGUUCAGCCGUUCGCUUUUCGCCUUCCAGAAGGGGAACUGCCCUUUAGGGAGGCGUUCCUUGCCUGGUAUCUCCCUAUGCCAGGGACCGGCUUACCUUUACAGUAAAAAGAUUGUUUUAGAUGACUCUGUCUUGAAUGUUCGCUUCUUCAGAACUACAGCAGUGUGCAAGAAUGAUGUUAUUACAGUCAAGACACCAGCAUUUGCAGAGUCUGUCACAGAGGGUGAUGUCAGGUGGGAGAAAGCGGUUGGAGACACAGUUUCAGAAGAUGAAGUGGUUUGUGAAAUUGAAACCGACAAGACAUCUGUGCAGGUUCCAUCACCGGCAAAUGGAGUGAUUGAAGCCCUGUUGGUACCUGACGGAGGGAAAGUGGAAGGAGGAACCCCUCUGUUCACUCUCAGGAAAACUGGCGCUGCUCCUCCUAAAGCCAAACCAGCUGAAGCUCCCCCUGCUGCAGCCCCUAAACCAGAAUCUGUGGCAGCUCCUCCCCCUCCCCAACCUGUUGCAUCUAUACCUACUCAGAUGCCCCCAGUUCCUCCUGUGUCAUCACAACCUGUUGAUACCAAACCUGUGUCUGCAGUAAAACCCUCUGAUGCUGUAUCAGCAGCAGAGCCAGGAGCUGGCAAAGGUGUGCGCUCAGAACAUAGGGUGAAAAUGAACAGGAUGCGACAACGUAUUGCUCAGCGCCUAAAGGAGGCCCAAAAUACAUGUGCAAUGCUGACCACUUUCAACGAGAUUGAUAUGAGUAAUAUACAGGAGAUGCGGGCCCGACACAAAGAGAGUUUUCUGAAAAAACACAACCUGAAACUAGGCUUCAUGUCAGCAUUUGUGAAGGCCUCUGCCUUUGCCUUACAGGAACAGCCAGCAGUGAAUGCAGUGAUUGAUGACACAACCAAAGAGAUUGUGUAUAGGGAUUAUAUCGACAUCAGUGUUGCUGUGGCCACUCCACGGGGGCUUGUGGUACCAGUUAUUAGGAAUGUGGAAACUAUGAAUUUUGCAGACAUCGAACGAACCAUAAAUGAGCUGGGAGAGAAGGCCCGAAAGAAUGAGCUUGCCAUUGAAGAUAUGGAUGGUGGCACUUUCACAAUCAGUAAUGGAGGAGUCUUUGGCUCUCUCUUUGGGACUCCCAUCAUCAACCCCCCUCAGUCAGCCAUCCUGGGCAUGCAUGCCAUUUUUGAUAGGCCUGUUGCUAUUGGAGGCAAGGUGGAAGUGCGGCCCAUGAUGUAUGUAGCACUGACUUAUGACCACCGACUGAUUGAUGGCAGAGAGGCAGUGACUUUCCUUCGAAAAAUCAAGGCAGCAGUGGAGGAUCCUCGUGUCCUGCUACUUGACCUUUAGGGAAAGUCACACUCCCUAAAGCUCCAACUCACAGAGACUGAAAACCAGUCUUCCCCUAUCCCCCUCAUGUGUACCUGGGUCAGCUGGGUGGGAGACAGCCCCACAUGCUGCUGGCUUAAGAGAAGCAGAGCACUAGGUAACCAGCAGCUACAGCUCCUUUUAGGGCAUUCCUGUCCCUCUCUCCACUGCCUUUGUCUUAACACGAAUACUCUUACUUCUCAUUAUGCUCAAGGUGGGGGAGAGAGAGUAUUGAUGGAGCCUCGUUAAUAUCCUAGCCUUUCUCCCAUGCAUCCUCCCCAGAAAUGAUUUUGCUUUUUCCCUAUGGCAGCGUAUAAUAGAGAAACCACUAGGAAUAUUGUAAAUCUUCUUACACCUGCCCACUUUUCAAAAACCCAACAUCCUCAGCGGUACAGGAGGAAGAUCCUGGCCCCUAUCAUUAUGAAGCUAUAGCCCUGGCUCUGAUCUUUCCAAUUCUGGGCCCUGUGCAAAGUUUCUUUACUCAAAUACAGAGGAAGAGGUGCUGCUUUGUUUAUUAAAGGGCACCUUCUUGCUUAGGUAGCCUUGAUUGGCUUUAAAAUGCCUCUUCUACCUCUUUGGGAAGCACAGCCCUGUAUCCUGAGAUUAGAGGGAGGGGAGGGGAGGGCGGAGGAGGGUGGGGAGAAAGAGGGUUCAAGAGGGUGAACUGGCUCAGAAGACUUCAACUUGAGAUACUCUUAUCUCCAGAGGUGAGAGUGCAUCAGUUUUGCACUUAAGACUAUGGGUCUUAUGCCCAGAAAGGCCCAUCUCUGCACAACCAUGCACAGUGCUGCUGUGCUCACCUGCCUUUCUCUAUAAGUUCCUAGCAAUCAUACCAGCAAAGGGGUUUGCAUUAGAACCAUCUUCAUUUUUGGGUGGAAGUUGAACAGUUGGUCCUUGGAGUCAGCGGAUGUAGAAUUUGGUUGAGAGGGAUGGAAAGUCUCUAGUAAAAUGCUGCCUAUUGUUUUUUUAGACUUAAAUUUGAAGUUCAAAUUGGUCUUUCUGCCCUAUGUGGACAGAUAAGGGCACUAAGCAUUACCAAUUAUGGUGUGGGCUGGCAGAAGAGAGGAAGCAAUAUGGACUCCUUCCUGCAGCAGGACCAGAAUAAGGAAAGUACACUUCUGGAAGUUCUCUAUCUUAGUGAGAAGCAAGCUGUGACUUGUUAGUAUAACUGGAGUCAUCUUUAAUAUACUGCCUGAUGUUGGUGGGCAAAAUCAUUGGGGUCCCUUGGGAAAUGUUUCAGUAUAUACUUUUAUUGUGAGGGCUACUGGAAAUCCAUCAAUAUGUAUCCAAAUAUACCCAGUUCUGAGGCUGCUGGAACCAUGGGGGCCAUUUAUUAGGGCCCAGCAUGAGAGGGGUGAGGAGGGUGGAAUCCAGUACUGAGUGCCUGCAGUGUCUACUACUCUUCAAUAUACAGAACUUGUAAUUAAAAUAUUUAAAGAAACCCAAGUUUUAAAUGAAAUUAAAGGGGAAAUGUUCUCAAACUGUGUCUUGGCUUCUGGCCUACUAUCUAAAGAUAAAGGACAAACUUAAUAGUUUUUUAAAAAAACUAUUAGCCUAUUCUUUUUUUCACUUAUUUCCUGAUACCUUUGGGUUAAGUUGGCCACGAUAUUCAGAUUGGCCGGGAGAAAGAUCUGUUCUACUGACUGCUCACAGGAGAGACUUGAAUUAUCAAUGUCUCCCUUUUGUGUCAGAGCUUCCUCUCCACUGCCUCAUUUCUAUUUACUUUUCAAAAAGGCAUUUGCUGCUUUUCCUUAGUCACUCUUUUCCUAAAUUAGAUUGGAGUGUGGAGUAGCAGCUAGCAUAGUGGUCCACAUAUGACUCUUUAAUUAUGUGUUCAGCCACAGCUGAUUGCCAUUCACAGAGGCUUAGAGACUUUUGAAUGGUGGAAAGUAAAAAUGUCUGUUAGACUUAGUGUGCUUUCUGUCACACCAGAGGUCUGCUGUACCAAAAGCACAGUAUAACAAAGUGGGAGUUUACUGCAGCUUUCAAAUAGUAUCCCAGAGGGCAACCUUAGACACAAAUAUGAAAAGAGGGUUGCUGGUGACAAGAUUACUUGGCAAUUAAUACUUGGUGGUUCCACAUAAAGUAGUAUUCAACCAUAUUCAUUUUGUCUAAGUAGGUCUCCCCAGUUGCUACUCAUGAAAGCCCCCAAAUUAACUCAUCCUCAAAGGGGAAAACGCCAGAUAUUCUGUAAACUCUUGGGUUAGCUGCUAUGGUUAUGGUUAUUUCUAGGGCCAUUGAUUCGGGAGAAUCAAAAUAUCCCCCAGACCUCUUCACUCAAUUUUACCUCAUGGGUUUGAGGGGAUCUCAGGGAAUUGGAGCCAGAGAGAAACUAGAUGUCAUAUUGUCAAGUAUAAAGUGAGAAAAAAGAAGGUCUCAGUGAUCACACAUAGUGAGCCAAGAUUGUUUGACUCCAAAUUGGAGACUUUUGGUACUUAGACCAUGUUUCCUCCUUGUUUGGGGCUCAAAUCUGGAAUGAAAUAGCCCAUUAAUAUGCUAAAGCACAUCAGGCAAAUGGGAAAGAUGUUUUUGCACAUCCUAGUUCUCCUGAAUUACCAUGUUCUUGGCCCUAAGGAGUGUAAAACAUUCCCCUUGGUGUGAAGAAACUUUUCCCCUUCUCAUGGAGUUUGAUUCUGGGGGUUCUUUCCUAUUCUAGCCUAAUAGGAUUAUUGCAUAAAUAGUACACUUGUAGAACUACAAAUUUUAUUUGGGAUGUUGUACAUUUGGAGGGGAAGGAUGGCAGUCAUGUUGGGGAAGUAGAGGUAUAGGCCACAAUCAGCUGUCCUAUGCCCUGGAGACUGCCUAGGUAAUAAUUCUAGAUAACUAUUAUCUGUUACAUAUUAAGAGAUUAUGGCUGUUCACACCACACUAAAAAUCAAGUACAGACAAGUUGUCUGAGUGAAUACCCUUGAGGCAGAAAAGGUGUUUGAGGUUCUCCCUCUUAUUUCUAGACCUCAGAGACUUCCAUCCUCUCCUAACCUUGGCUAAAACAGGCUUAAAUCUCAAGACCUCAGAAUCUCAUGGGAAGGACAAAUAAGCAGCUCAGAGACUUGGAGGCCUCUCUUU